AUUUGGAGUCCGAGCAGAAACGACAGCCCACGCAAUAAAGAAAAAACAAAACGACAGCGCGUUUUGAUCUCCUCGUUUGCUUAAAACUUCAGAUCGAAGGCCAACAGCGACGUCAAUCAAACUCCGACAACGCACUCCAGCGGGACUGAAAAUUUUCAGGGAUACUCUUAUUUGACUGAAAUACUGCAAAAGUUUGAAUGUUCGAGCUUUGGGAUUGAAAAUGGUUCAUCACUCUAGUUUCGUGGAUGAGGAGGGAGUGAAAAAAGCUUGUGGCUGUCCUUUGCUUCCGUUGAAAAGUCAUAUAAAGGGUCCUGCUCCAGUUUCGGAUCAAGAUAGAACUGAUAUAGUUGAUGAAGCAAUCACGUUUUUUCGUGCCAAUGUUUUCUUUAGAAAUUUUAAUAUUCAGAGCCCAGCAGAUAAGCUCCUUAUUUACUUAACGUUCUACAUCAAUGUGGCUUUGAAGAGGCUUGAGGGUUGUAGAACUUUGGCUGAAGGUACUAAGGCAAUAAUUAACUUGGGUUUGGAGAAGGUUUCUGUGCCUGGAGAGUCUGGUUUUCCUUUCCCGGGUCUUUUUGCGGAUCCUCAAUCUCAGAAGGAAGCAGAGCUCUUCAGAAAGUAUCUUAAACAGACAAGGGAGGAAACAAGUGGGAGAUUACUGAGUGUCGCAUAUAGACCCAAUGGGACUCCAAACAAAUGGUGGUUGGCAUUUGCCAAGAGGAAAUUCAUGAAUAUCAUUGCUCUUUGAAUAUUUUGUUUAUAUAUUCAACCUAAGGUGACGAAUAGAAGCCUUAUAACAAGUUGUGAAUAUUCUUUGUUACCAAGCUAAAUAUGAAUGACAAUGCCUUCAAAACCAGCAGACAUGUUUUGUGUGCUUAUGACUGAUAUUACAGUAUAUUUGUAAAAUGAAGUUGAAGUUUCUAUU
This is a messenger RNA of Populus nigra (black poplar), 922 nucleotides long. Its product is annotated as actin-related protein 2/3 complex subunit 3-like. Gene Ontology annotation, biological process: Arp2/3 complex-mediated actin nucleation; regulation of actin filament polymerization. Bases 221 to 745 code for a protein of 174 amino acids. The transcript is spliced from 5 exons. Gene Ontology annotation, cellular component: Arp2/3 protein complex; cytoskeleton. The record is from RefSeq and is a predicted model, not a curated record. Gene Ontology annotation, molecular function: actin filament binding. Lineage: Eukaryota; Viridiplantae; Streptophyta; Magnoliopsida; Malpighiales; Salicaceae.